AUGUUGUCUACUAUGAACUGUGAGGGUCAAAUAUUAUCAAAGAUAUGUAGUCUUGAUGAAGAAAAUCGUGUGAAAAGUUACUCAUCUAGUAGUGUUCUUUACCUCUUACACGUUGUUUUUUAUAAUUCAAGUGAAUAUCAACACAAUUCUAACAAUCUAGUGGAUAGAGUGAAUAAUAUUGAUUGGAAACAGAAAUAUGUGAAUCAAUUGGAAAGAUUUUAUCGAAAUGCACCAAUUGAAAUACAUUGUAACAGUUCAAAUGGUUUUCGUAUAGAGAAUUCAAAAAUCUAUCAUUUUCCUGAACUAAUACCAUCAGAUGAACUGGAUGAUUCAUAUAAUGCAAAGUGUUCAAAUAACAAUGAUGUUGAUGAUGAUGAUGACGAUGAAAAUGUGAACUGGUCUAAUUUCGAUGUAUGAUUACUGCAUACAUUCUGUACAUAGAAACUUCUUUCAUUAGAGAAUGAA
This is a messenger RNA of Schistosoma turkestanicum, 465 nucleotides long. Lineage: Eukaryota; Metazoa; Platyhelminthes; Trematoda; Strigeidida; Schistosomatidae. The record is from the annotation of a GenBank genome assembly.